CAACAUGGUUGGCGGGUGAUGGUGGAUCGUGUGGUCGUAGAUGCAGAGUUGUAAAUAAAGGCUUUGUAGUGUAUAUUACAACACAUUCGGUGACAUAUGAAAUGAAUGCCUGAUUUAACUUCGUUAUUUCUGCGCUUGUAAUUUUGCAUGAUGACCAUCAGUUUGUUGGUGUUAUUCUCCCAAGAAAAUAUGUGGUUGAAUUGGAUCCAUUGCAAGAUGAACUUCAGCUUCAGAGGGUUUAAGUGUGCUGAUAUAGUUAUCUUGCACAUAGUAUGAAGGCAGAAAUCCUUGAGUGACAUUUAGGGGUCAGCAGGAGUGUUAGAACGUACACCACUUAUGUUGGAAAGUCAAAUAUGGGUACCACAGAAGUGGAGGCAGGCUCCUCCAUGUUCCAGCGCGUGGGGUCGGCUGCUCUUUAUGGGGCAGCUAGCUUCCUCAUUACAGUGGUCAACAAGACUGUGCUCACUACUUAUCACUUUCCAUCUUACCAAGUCUUGGGGAUCGGACAGAUGGCAGCUACAGUUAUGAUACUGUACGUUUGCAAGCGACUUGGGCUGCUGAGCUUCCCUCAUCUUGAUUCUUCUGUCUUCCGAAAAAUCUGGCCACUCCCAUUCAUCUAUAUGGGAAAUCUGGUGUUUGGUCUUGGUGGAACCAAGGAACUGAGUCUGCCUAUGUUGACAGUGUUGAGGAGGUUUUCCAUAUUAAUGACCAUGAUAGGAGAACUGUACUUUCUUGGCAUCCGGCCAACAAUUGCAGUACAAUUUUCAGUAUACACGAUGAUUGCUGGUGCAAUGAUUGCAGCUAGUAAUGACCUGGCUUUCAGCCCUCUUGGCUAUAUGCUGGUACUAAUGAACGACGCAUUCACGGCGGCCAAUGGUGUGUGCAUGAAGUCAAAACUGGACUCUGCGGAGCUGGGUAAACAUGGGAUCAUGUUCUACAACGCGCUGUUUAUGCUGGUGCCUGCGGCCAGUUUGGCGUGGGUCACUGGAGAUCUGGAUCGUGCAUACGCAUUUACUGGCUGGGACAAUGUCUUCUUUUUGGCACAGUUUUCCGGAUCUUGUAUAAUGGGAUGUUUGCUCACGUACACAAUUAUACUUUGCACAAUGCACAACUCUGCACUUACAACAACAGUAAUUGGGUGUUUGAAAAAUGUUUGUAUUACCUACUUGGGUAUGGUCAUUGGUGGUGAUUAUGUGUUCUCAUGGGUGAACUUUACUGGUAUUAAUGUUAGUGUUGCAGGAAGUCUACUUUAUUCGUGGGUCACGUUCAAACGUUCAGACAAGCCCGUACAAAAAGAAACUCUUACUGUUUAGCAUAUUAAGUACAACUAUGAAAAGAGAAAAUAUGUAUGAGUAAUAAAUAACCUGCCAUAUUUGCUGGUGUAUAGGAUACAUUUUUCUGCUUCAGAAAUAUCUCCUGAUAUAAUUCUGAAUCAUAUACAUCAAAGGUGUUUGAGUCAAAUGUCAUGAACUCUCAAAAUUUUGUGAGCCAGAAAACACUGGAUUUUUGUUGUGUGUAUGCUGUGAGAAAUGAUGGUGCAAAGUUGAAAUGGGGGAAAUAAUAAAAGUCUUAAAUAAUUUAUAAUAAUUAUUACUGGUCUUCUCAAAUUUUUUAUUUUAUAUUUCAUUGGGAUACCUACUAGUUUUUUCCAUUGUAAUAUGAAUAAAUGGUAUAAGUAAAAGCUUUUUUUGAAUAUUUACUUCUCAAAUUAUGAUGUAUCUCAUACACAAGCAAAUAAAUAUAAAGUCUUUUGCAUGUGAAGGUGUGAGUUUGUAAGACAGUAUACUUUGGAUCUUCUUCUUCUAUGGCUCUCCGGUCCGUAUUCGGUCCAUAGCCUCCUCAAUU
This is a messenger RNA of Zootermopsis nevadensis, 1845 nucleotides long. NCBI's taxonomy places the organism in Eukaryota, Metazoa, Arthropoda, Insecta, Blattodea, Termopsidae. The record is from RefSeq and is a predicted model, not a curated record.